Messenger RNA from Microbotryum saponariae, 3414 nucleotides. Lineage: Eukaryota; Fungi; Basidiomycota; Microbotryomycetes; Microbotryales; Microbotryaceae. The record is from the annotation of a GenBank genome assembly.
AUGCAUCGACCCGCCCAGCUCCCCCUCUCAGCGACGGUCUCACCCUUUGCCCAUCGCCUCCACCGUCGACUGGUCGUACACGCCCACGAGGACGGCUUGAUCCUGCAACCGAUCGCGCCGCCACCGACGACCAAGUCGAUCGUCGUCGAUCGCGCCGACACGAACUCCAGCGCGGGCGUACGCAUCCCCUGGGCGAAACGAGCUGUACCUGUUGCUGCGAACGAUCUUGAUAGAGGUACGGAGGAGGACGGUAUCGUCGUGGAAGGGGUGGCGGGUAUCGUGCAUGGGUUCCAAGGUACGUGUGCACGGCGUCGAGGGUCGUUGAGCCUUGUCUUGGGGCACGGCCCCACAUGGCUGUGACCCCUCUCGGCCCUUACGCCUGCUCGGGGGUUUCUUGCCCUCCAGGUGCUGAUACACACCGUGUCAAUUUCCACAAAUAGGCUCCCACAUCAUCUUGAUCGUCAGCUCGGCCGUCUCGGCGACUGUAUGGGAUGAGAAACGCUCCAAGAUCCACUCGGUCGACCAGCUCGUGUCGAUCCCGCUCAGCGACUACCAAGCCGCCAACACCGCCCUGACGCGUCAUGCCGUCAAGCAGUUCGCACAAAAAGCGAGAAGAGCUGCUGCUGCUUCUUCAACAGCAGCGACGACUUCAGCCUCGACGAGCGACCACGGAGCUGGCACUUCAUCCGAGGACGAGGACGAGGACGAGGACGAGGACGAGGACGGCGAUGAUGACGCCGGCGAGACCGAUGACGGGGGCGAAACCACGGACGUCGAUGCCGAUGCGAGACCGGACACACCCAUCAAGCAGCCCAGGAAAAGCCCCUUUUGGGAGCGACUGACACCAAAAAGGAUGCCCAAGAUAUCACUCUCUGCUAUCAAACCCAAGGCUGCCACUCCCGCCCCGGCAAAUUCGACGGCAGACUCGGGGAAACCGACGCCGCCAAGCAGCUCCGACACGGCCGAAAGCGCCUCCAGUUCACCGGACCCGAAUAAACCGGACGAGCUGGCCCAAGACAAGGACGUUGUAGCACUUGCCGAGGCGUCGACCUCUGCCGUUCCCGAUCGAGACAACGUCGAGACGGUUCGGUCGCAGACCGAGCUCGAUGCCAAGAUUGUCGCCGAGACGAUGCGGACACUGCGAGGCAUGGCUUUCUCGUACGACAUCGACAUCACGCGAUCCCACCAGCGCAAAUACGAAGCCUCGCUCGUAGCAGCUGGGCUAGCUUCGCCUACUCACGGCAAAAGUGGACCCAGCGGAACGAUUGGACUUGUCGAACCGAGCUCGCAUCUGCCACUGUGGAGGCGUGCCGAUCGUCGCUUCUUUUGGAACGCUCACAUCAUGUCGACCUUCAUCGACGCCGGGCUGCAUGCUUUCAUCGUGGUUCUUCAGCAAGGUUUCGUCGCCCACAGCUCGGCUUCGGUCCCACUGCAACCCUACACGACGCUCGCUUCGCCCAGUAACUCCGAAGGCCCUUCCCACGUGGAGCUCGAUAUGGUUCUCAUCUCUCGGCGGUCGAUCGAGCGACCUGGGCUUCGAUACCAAAGGCGCGGCGUGAACCCACUCGGUCAAGUCGCCAAUGCCGUCGAGACCGAGUUCUUGGUCGGUGCCGUGCGGGACUCGAAGCAACACGUCGCUUCUUUCGUUCAAACUCGUGGCUCGAUUCCCGUCUACUGGUCACAAUCACCUUGGGCUCUCAAGCCUGCACCUGUUCUCGACCGAACGGAGGAAGACAGGAACGCCGCCUUGGUUAAGCACUUUGAGAAGCAAAACAAGUUGUACGGCAGAGUCGUCGUCGUCAACUUGGCUGAAGCAACGGGCAAGGAAGGCGUCGUCGUCGAGGCGUUCCGGAAAGGGGUCGAAUUGACCCAAUCCGAGGACAAGGUCAAAUACGUAUACUUUGACUUUCACCACGAGACCAAAGGGAUGAAGUACGAGAACAUUGGCAAACUCAUCACGCAGGUCCAAGCCGAUCUCGAGGACAUGCAAUGCUUUUGGACGACCGAUCAAGGUACUGAUCAGGUGUUUUCAACGCAACAAGGGGUCGUUCGCACGAAUUGCAUCGAUUGCCUCGAUCGCACCAACGUCGUCCAGUCCGCUAUCGCUCGAUUCGUCCUCAAUCGGCACUUGGUCCAUCUUGGUAUUGCACAGGAAGAGUUGGCGACCCAUGAUGGGCUCGACACGGCUUUCAACACCAUGUUUGCCGACAAUGGGGAUGCCAUCUCAAGAGAGGUGGGUCAUUUUUUAGCAAUCUUAGUUCAGCCAGUCGGACGAUGCUGACCGGCCUAGAGAGGCCUACAGUAUGCCGGUACUUCGGCGCUUAAAGGCGACUUUGUCCGAACAGGCCGACGCAAUUGGCUCGGAGCCGUCAACGAUGCGUCCAACUCGGUCGCUCGAUUGCUGCAAUCGACGGUCACUGAUUUCUUCCGCCAAGCGACUCUCGACUUCGUCCUCGGCGUCAACCCCAAUGCGUUCCAAGAAUUCUCGGAACGCCUCGAUACCUCUGACCCUGGACAACUCUUGCGUCUCGCCAAGAUCCGCGAGGAGGCGAUAGAAACGAGUACGAAAUACUGCCUCAGUCCUGGUGAGGAACGAUUAGGUGGAUGGAGUAUGCUCAGUCCCGUCGAGCCGAAUACACUGAGAAGUUCGGCCGGCAAGUAUGAAGAGAAGAUCGUGCUUAUCACCAACAAGUCAGGGACAAAGGGGGCGUUGUACAUCGUCUCGUACGAGUUUACACUGCAGAAAGUGACGAGCUUUCUCCGCAUCGCGCUUGAGGAUAUCUCGUCGAUCCGCACAGGGGUGAGCACUUGGUACUUGAUGCAUCUGGCUUGGCCCUGUCUUGCUUUGCUGAUGCACUUUGCAAACAGGCUUACAUCCUCUCUGCCCUUGACGCGACGACGCGGGAUCCGGAAGAAAACUACGGGCUCGUCGUGCAUUACCCCGAAGCGUCGGUCAUUGAACGCGUUCGGACUUACACGCUCAAAUCGUUGCGAUUGAAGGCGCGCAACUCUUCAAGCGCUUCCCUUUCAUCGGUCAGGACCGACGAGGCAGGCCCUUCUUCCCCCUUGGCCGUUCCACCUUCACCACUAUUACCCAUCAGUCCUAAUGAAACAGUACCAUCGAGCAAGAUCGCCUUUAUCGCUUUGAAAGCUCUUCGCCGCGACGUCAUCAAAACCGACGAUGGGUACGCCUCCUCACGGAUAUUCGAAUCAUCUCGCACCGACGGAAGAGGAGCAACGACGGCCAAGUCGAUCGUUGAUGAUAUAGUUUCCAUCCUACGUGAUGAAUCGGGUCACGGAGGGAAGGAAGGCUGGAUCGAGGAGGUGGAUAUUGUUUCGUUGAGCGAGGCGAAGAGUCAUACGACUAUUGCGGAGAGGUUGAGUAGGGGGGUGCAAAGGUUGAUUUGGUAUUAA